AUGGCUAUCAUCCUGCUGAGGUCUCUACCUUCGUCUUUCAAGCACUUUCGAACAACUCUAAUGUUUGAAAAAGAGUCCCUGAAGCUUGAAGACGUAAUUCAAGCUCUUCAAUCAUAUGCUAAACUAGAUGAUAUAAUUGAAAGCUCUCAAGGCCUUUAUGCCAAAGGCAAGGAGAGGAGGUGGGAAAAGACAAAAGAAGAGAAAACAGGAAACAAAGGUAGGUCAAAAUCCAAGAAGAAAAAGGAAAAGAAGGAAGGUUGCUUCGAAUGUGGUUCAACCGAUCAUUGGAAGAGGAACUACAAGAUUUGGAAAGAGAAGAAAGCCAAGAGGGAAUGA
Messenger RNA from Prunus armeniaca (apricot), 336 nucleotides. NCBI's taxonomy places the organism in Eukaryota, Viridiplantae, Streptophyta, Magnoliopsida, Rosales, Rosaceae. The record is from the annotation of a GenBank genome assembly.